GAACCCCCAUGCUACUUGCCAUCUGGUAUCCUAUAGAUCUUGGUCGAACGACGCAAAAUCCUUAGUAGGAUGACAUGACAGAGCACAGGCUUCUUUCAAUGUCUUGCCCAGCGUUUGCUUCCUGCACCUAGAUAUAUAAAGUCUGGCGGCACCUUUGAUUAUUAUUCCGAUUUUCAACAGCAUCCUCAUUAUCUUCCUCUUCCUCCACUUCCUCUCAAUAUCCUCCUUCAAGUGUUACAAUCAAUUACAAGCAUUGAAAUGGCUAUCUUCAAAGUUACUCCAUUGCUUUUGGCUGCUGCCACAGGCUAUUUUUCUCUUGGAGCAUUUGCCGCGGUAUUAAGCACUACUGCCUCUGUCACUAUUAACAGUGUUAUAUACCACAACGUCGAACAUGUUGAAAGGGAUGUGGUAGUGAUUGGUGGUGGAUCCUCUGGAACCUAUGCAGCAAUUGGUCUCCUCGACGCGGGCAAGACUGUGGCAGUCAUUGACAAUAAAGCUCGCAUGGGGGGUCACACAGAAACCUACAUUGACCCUGCAACUGGGGUUUCAGAUGACUAUGGUGUUAUUAUCUUCCACAAUAUCGAUCUUGUCAAAAAUUAUGCUGCACGUCUUAACGUCACUUUGGCAGUGGCCAACACAACGGAAUAUGUUCAAUCAAGUGUAUAUGCCGAUUUCCGAACCGGUCUUGAGAACUCUACUUACACGACUGCUGACUUUACCGCUGGCCUUAUGCUCUACAUGGAACAACUUGCGAAAUACCCCUAUCUGGAGAAUGGAUUUGAUUUACCAGACCCAGUACCAGAAGAUCUUUUGCUCACUUUUGGGGAGUUCGCAAUUAAAUACAAUUUCGGCAAAGAAUUUCUUGGAUUCAUUUCCAACUUUGCUCAGGGUCUGGGAGAUCUAUUGUCCAAGCCUACUUUAUACGUUCUCAAAAACUUUGGUCCGGGUGUCAUCGAAUGUUUUACCACUGGUUUCUUGGCAACCGCUGCACAGGAUAAUAGCUUACUCUACGAAUCGGCACAACAAAUUAUCGGUGACGACAACGUUUUCCUGAGCGCAAAAAUUAUCGCAGUCGACCGAAGUGGUGAUUGUGCCCAAGUUCUUAUUAGCACUCCUACCGGCUACAAGUUCAUCAAUGCCCAAAAAUUGGUCUUCAGCAUUACACCUCAGAUUAGCAAUCUUGCAGGAUGGGAUCUUAGCACCUCAGAGCAAACCCUUUUCUCUCAAUUCAACAACUCCGGAUACUACGUUGGUGUCUUUGGCAAUACUGGCCUUCCAACCGGUAUCUCCAUUGUCAACGUCGCCGAUAACACCACCUACGGAUUUCCACCUCUUCCAGCCACGUAUGCCAUCAACCCUACUGCCAUCCCAGAUGUCUUCAAUCUUUACUACGGUUCCGCAAUCUCUAUAACCGACGACGAAGUCCGUGCUGCCAUGUAUGGCGAGCUUGAAAGACUCCAGAUCACAGGUAUGACUGAGAGCACCCCAGAACUCCUCGCAUAUACCAGACAUACACCAUUUGAGUUGUGGGUUCCAGCUGAAGCUAUUGCUGCUGGUUUCUACAGUGAUUUGUAUGCACUUCAAGGACAACAAAACACUUUCUACACAGGAGCUGCUUUCCAUGCUCAAGAUUCAACUCUGCUCUGGCAGUUCACUGAAGCAUUGCUUCCUAACAUUACUGCUAGCUUGGCAUGAAUAGUUUGUUUUUAAGAGGGGACUUUUUUUUGUAAAUAGUUUUAAGGAAAUUUCCGAAAUGAAUUAGUGCAUGAUGGAUGAACGGAUGAGGAAAAAGUAAGUACAUAUAUACAUAGCAUACGGUAUCAAAAUGAAGCACGUUCUAUCUA
Molecule: messenger RNA, 1844 nt
Organism: Botrytis cinerea B05.10
Lineage: Eukaryota; Fungi; Ascomycota; Leotiomycetes; Helotiales; Sclerotiniaceae
Exons: 1
Coding region: 259-1695 (478 amino acids)
Source: RefSeq, a predicted model, not a curated record